AUGGCCUCUCUGGAGGAGGAGCUGACCUGCUCGGUGUGUCGAGAUGUCUUCACCCAGGCCCAUCCCCUGCCCUGCGGUCACAGUUUCUGUCCCACCUGCAUCCGCGAGUCCUGGGUUGUUCAGAGCACCGAGGGUGAGAACAAACCUCGCUUUACCUGUCGACAGUGCCAGGAGGAGCACGGCAUGGUACCGUGUGACUGCUGUCCGUCCGACACGGAGGAGGAGCGGGCGCCCGCCGCCGUCAAGACCUGCCUGAGGUGUGAGGUGUCGCUGUGUGCCCAGCAUCUGCAGCCCCAUCUGGAGAGACCAGCGUUUAGCAGCCACCUGUUGGUGGACCCGCUAGGGGACCUGUCCCAGAGGAGAUGCCCAACACAUACGGAGAUGUUUCGCUACUACUGUGCUGAUGAACGGGUAUAUGUGUGUGGUGACUGUCUGCUGGAGGGAGGCCAUGCCCAGCACAGAGUGAAGGCACUCAGACAGGUGGAAGAAGACCUAAAGUUCAUUCUCCAAACCCUUCUUCAGAAAGCAGAAGAGAAGCUCCAAGAAGGAGAGCGGAUACUCAAGGAGCAUCAGAAUGUGAACCGCAUGAUGAAUGACUUGUCAGAGGCUGAUGACACCCAGGUGCAGCGCCUGGGCUCAGCCUUGCAGGUCCAGGUGGAGAGGCUGAUGGUGGCCCUGAGGGAUAUCACCAAGAAAGAGAGGCAGGAGGCCAUUGGGCACGUGCAGGAGGACUGUUCCAGGGUGAAGGAAGACCUGCUUAAGACACAGAGCAUCGAGCGCUACCUGUCCUCAUUACUAGGGGAGACUGACCCCUUCCUCCUCAUCUGGGCUUUUCAGUCAGAUGACACAAAGUUACUGGAAGACCUGAACUGCCCCUUGUUCACCCCUGACCCCAUCAGCCUGGACAGGAAGUUCAUCUUGGAGCUGGUGGAGAACAAAUAUCGACAGUUCAUUACUGAGACUCUACGCUGCCUCAGUGAACUCAAGAGAGAACUUUUAACCAGCCCACUGAGUCUGGACACCAACACAGCCCAUCCUCUCCUGAGCAUCUCUGAUGACCUGCGCACAGUCACGCGAGUUAAAACCCGUCUGCCGUGUGCCACUCACCCAGAACGUUUUGACCACUGGACGCAGGUCCUCACAGUUCAGACCUUCUCCUCAGGGACUCACUACUGGGAGCUGGAGGCUGAGGGAUUUUGGGACAUCGGCAUUUGCUACAGAAGCAUUGGACGAAAGGGGAAGGAGGGGAACGCCUUUGGGAACAACAAGGUGUCCUGGAGUUUGACACAACAGCAUGACAGGAAGCUAGCUGCCUGGCACAACCGCAGGAAGACCCGCCUCUCCUCUCAGAUGAUUGGCAACCGUGUCGGCUUGGCUUUGGACUGCAGCGCAGGCACCAUUACCUUCUCUGAGGUGGGGACCUCCGGCAACCUCUCCCACCUCCACACUUUUUCAACCACCUUCACCCAGCCUGUGUGCCUGGGCUUUGGACUCUACAAGGCCGAGCUAAACAGUCGCAUCUCUAUUGUCAAAUUCUGA
This is a messenger RNA of Lampris incognitus (smalleye Pacific opah), 1539 nucleotides long. It is a transcript of the gene trim110, whose product is annotated as tripartite motif containing 110. Gene Ontology annotation, molecular function: zinc ion binding; protein binding. NCBI's taxonomy places the organism in Eukaryota, Metazoa, Chordata, Actinopteri, Lampriformes, Lampridae. The transcript has 7 exons. The coding region runs from base 1 to 1539 and encodes 512 amino acids. The record is from RefSeq and is a predicted model, not a curated record.